Molecule: messenger RNA, 1042 nt
Organism: Drosophila serrata
Lineage: Eukaryota; Metazoa; Arthropoda; Insecta; Diptera; Drosophilidae
Product: pyroglutamyl-peptidase 1
Biological process (GO): proteolysis
Cellular component (GO): cytosol
Molecular function (GO): pyroglutamyl-peptidase activity
Source: RefSeq, a predicted model, not a curated record
CAACAAUUUUCCCAUUUAAUGCUAUUUAGUUAAAUUUAACACAUUAUACUUUUGGCUUCAAUAAGACCAAAGAUCUAUCGAAAUAAUAUAGCUAAAUUGUCAACCCUAGCAAUAGUUUGUGUGGGCGGGGGUUUGUUUUUGUUAUGGCCUCUUCGGAUCGAAAGCUAAUUGUCGUCUCCGGAUUCGGACCAUUUGUGGGUCACGAAUCAAUAAACGCCAGCUGGGAGGCUGUAAAACUCUUGCCAGAGGUCCUCAGCCACAAUGGCGUGGACUAUGGCCUGGAGAAGCGCUUGGUUCCCGUCGAGUACUCGGCCGUGGACGAAGCUGUGACAGAGAUAUGGAGCCGCGAGCCACACCUGGUCAUACAUGUUGGCGUUUCGGGCAUCGCCAAGUGCGUUUAUGUGGAGAAAUUGGCUUAUAACCACAAGUUCAGAAGGCCUGACAACUCCGGUAAUUAUUUGCCCAACGCCAGCUGUGAACUCCAGCGUAAUGGCCGCGCAAAUGUAUUGCGCUGUGGCCUUGAUGUGGAUAAGAUUGUGGCGACCGUAAAUGCAACAUGCGACGAGUGUGUGGCUGCCAAUAAUCCCAUAGCCACCCCUCAUAAUGAUAACCCGAAGACCCCGAGCGCUACAAAGGUCUCCAAGAACGUAGGUGACUUCCUCUGCGGGUACAUCUAUCUAAAGUCUCUGGACAUGGACACCAAAAGGAGUCUGUUUGUUCAUGUACCGCCCAUUGACAAGCCUUUCAGUAGCGAGACAACCUCUGAGAUCCUUUUCAAGAUAGUAGAACAAUGCGUUCAACAGGUGGCCGCCUGUGAAUGUAGCUCUUAAUUACAGGCAUUAAUGAUUGCAAAGAACUCAAUGUGCAUUUUAUCGGAGUCUCCAUUUUUCAUGUUUUACAGUAUUGCAACUAAGGAAAUGAAUUUUUUAUUACAAUAAAAAUAGUCUAUUGAAUACAUAUUUAAAGAAAACAAAAGAAGCAAGGCAUCUGUAAUGUUUCCAAGUUGUUUAAAUAUAUUGAAACAAUUCGUUUAACAGGUGAA